Molecule: messenger RNA, 1371 nt
Organism: Salvelinus namaycush (lake trout)
Lineage: Eukaryota; Metazoa; Chordata; Actinopteri; Salmoniformes; Salmonidae
Product: transcription factor SOX-10-like
Exons: 5
Coding region: 4-1371 (455 amino acids)
Biological process (GO): enteric nervous system development; negative regulation of transcription by RNA polymerase II; peripheral nervous system development
Cellular component (GO): nucleus
Molecular function (GO): RNA polymerase II cis-regulatory region sequence-specific DNA binding; DNA-binding transcription factor activity, RNA polymerase II-specific
Source: RefSeq, a predicted model, not a curated record
AAAAUGUCUGGAGAGGAGCACAGUCUAUCCGAGGCAGAGUUGAGUCCCGGGGGCUCAGAUGAUGGUCACUCUCUGUCACCGGCACACUCCGGGGCCACCGGCGGCCGGGACUCCCCGCUCAUCGGUCCGUCGCAGCAACUGACGGGGCUUUCUGAGGUGGAUAUGGACCGGUUCCCCAUCGGCAUCCGCGAGGCGGUCAGCCAGGUGCUGGACGGAUACGACUGGACGCUCGUGCCCAUGCCCGUGCGCGUAAACAACGGGAACAAGAGCAAGCCGCACGUGAAAAGGCCGAUGAACGCCUUCAUGGUGUGGGCGCAGGCCGCGCGCCGUAAACUGGCGGACCAGUACCCUCACCUGCACAACGCGGAGCUCAGCAAGACACUCGGCAAACUGUGGAGGCUCCUGAAUGAGAGUGACAAGAGGCCUUUCAUUGAGGAGGCGGAGCGACUGCGGAAACAACAUAAGAAGGACUACCCAGAAUACAAGUACCAGCCCCGCAGACGCAAGAACGGCAAGCUGGGGACCAAUGGGGAGGGAGUGGAGGGAGCAGAGGGGGAGGGCAGCCACGCCCAGACCCAUUACAAGGCCCUCCACCUGGAUGUGCACAGUACAGGGGCUGGGUCCCCCCUGGCCGACCUCCACCACCAUCAUCACCACCACCCUGCAGGUCAGGGUCACAGCCCGCCAACACCCCCCACCACCCCAAAGACAGAGCUCCAGUCUGGAAAGAUGGCGGAGGGGAAGAGGGAGGGCGGAGCGGGCGGGAAACCCCACAUCGACUUCUGCACCAUGGACAUCGGCGAGAUCAGCCACGACGUGAUGGCCAACAUCGAGCCCUUCGACGUCAACGAGUUUGACCAGUACCUGCCGCCCAACGGGCACCCGGGGGUCGGCCAGGGCGGCGGCGCCACACCAAGCUCCUCCGCUACAUCCUACGCCUACGCCCUCGCCGCCGCCAGCGGUCACUCAGCCGCCUGGCUCUCCAAGCAGCAUCAGCAUCAACAGCCCUCCCCCUCAGACGCCACCAAGGCCCAGAUCAAGAGUGAGUCCGGGGCCGGGAGCCACUACGCAGAGACUUCCUCCUCUUCGUCAGGAACCCACGUCACCUACACCCCCCUCAGCCUCCCCCACUAUGGAUCAGCCUUCCCCUCGCUGCCCUCCAGGGCACAGUUUGAGUACGGGGAGCACCAGGCUCCGGGGCCGUACUACGCCCACUCCAGCCAGGCCCCGGGGCUGUACUCAGCCUUCUCCUACAUGGGGCCCAGCCAGAGGCCCCUCUACACUACCAUCACUGACCCCUCCAGCGUGGCCCAGUCUCACAGUCCUACACACUGGGAACAGCCUGUCUAUACCACCCUGUCACGGCCAUGA